This is a messenger RNA of Neoarius graeffei (lesser salmon catfish), 1892 nucleotides long. RefSeq names its product nanog homeobox (gene nanog). Gene Ontology annotation, molecular function: RNA polymerase II cis-regulatory region sequence-specific DNA binding; DNA-binding transcription factor activity, RNA polymerase II-specific. The record is from RefSeq and is a predicted model, not a curated record. Bases 94 to 1296 code for a protein of 400 amino acids. NCBI's taxonomy places the organism in Eukaryota, Metazoa, Chordata, Actinopteri, Siluriformes, Ariidae. The transcript has 4 exons. Gene Ontology annotation, biological process: regulation of transcription by RNA polymerase II.
UCAAGACGCUGAACUUCUCCUGGGGGAUUGCCUGGGAAACUUGGGCAAUUCUGCUAGACUGAGGGCUUGUUCAAGUAGGUUUUAUCCUACAGGAUGGCGAAUUUUAAAGUACCAAUGGGCUAUAACUACAGUCCGUCGUACCAUGCUUACGCGUAUGGGUUAAGGUACCCACAAACUCCUGAGCAAACCCACGCUAAUAGGAACUGGACAGAGUCUGCUUAUGGCUCUUCUGUAGGGGUUCCAGGGAGUUACUACACCCCACAGCCGCCGUCUUCUCAAACACCGCCCGGGAGUCCGGAACACAACAACCCGACCUCUGGUUACCCAGGCUCAGUCGUGUACUACGCCAACCCGAAGGCGCGCACACAGACUGGCCGUGUUUUCUUCCCGAAUAACCGGCUUCAGUUUGGCCAAGCGAACAAGCCACAGGAGCGAGCCAGCAGUGAUACACCGAGCGACUCCGAGGCCCACACGCCAGAUUCCUGGAGCUCGGGGAGCAGUCGGGAAGGCGGCACAGCUCAAGUGGAUGCAGUUCUCCCUAACUGGGUUAAAACUGCGCAGACACAGGAGCUUAACACUGAUGGCCCUAACGGUAGCAAGGUCGUUUCCAGCUCCGUAUCCGCGGUUUCAGAAGGUCCGGCUUGUAUGAACGCAGAGAGUGGCGGUGUCUUGCCAGAGGUGCCCACAGAAGCUCCGUCUCCCAAACCAGUGGAAACGGCGGCGCCUCCUCAGCCGCGCAAAGCGAAAGCGCGCACCGCCUUUUCUGAGGAACAGAUGAGCGCGUUAAACGACCGCUUUAACGUGCAGAGGUACCUCACCCCCGCCGAGAUGAAGACUCUAGCAGGAUUCACUGGGCUUACCUACAAACAGGUGAAAACCUGGUUUCAGAAUCGCAGAAUGAAGCUAAAGAGGCACCAGAAGGAUAAUAGCUGGGUGUCUGAGCGGUACAUUACUGGCAUCCCAAAUGCACAGACUGCACAUUCUCAGUUCCAGGUUGAUGCACCAAUACUGACCCAAGACCUUUACAACCACCAGUUUAGAGAUGCUGUGUUCAAGAGCCCUCCACAGGCCCCCUCCUUUUACCUCAACUACUCUCGGCAGAUGUCACCUUCCCAGGCUUCAUCUAAGCCUCAGGGAGGUUGGUGUAUGUCCCAAGCUGUGCAGCACUAUGAUUUCCUCAAUCCUGCCAACUAUGUGCCAGUUGGUGGGAAUACUGGUCCAGGAGAUGUUUGUGUUGAUCCAGGCAGCACCCCUGCACAGAUGGCCACAGUGCAUGGUGCCACACAGUGGCCAUAAUAAGCAACUGCACCUGGCUGCCUGUGGCUUGCAAGGUGGUGUGUAGUUCAGAAUUGGCUGCUUUUGAUUUUAUAGCAAAGGGUUUCCCCAUUCCAGUCAUUGGGGGGGUCCUGGUAUAAUUUGGUUUUCUGCCCUGUUUAUUAGAUGGAACAGUUUUACGGUGACCCUCCAAGACUGGAACUGGGAACCUGUAUGCUGUCAAUAGCUUUGAAGUAUGUUAACUUUUUUUUUAAAUUUGCUGUAAGUGGUCAAUGCUUUGAGCAAUGAUUUUGUUCCUCUACUUUUUAUAUGGAAGAUCUAUUUUGUCAAUGAGCCUUCCAGAGUAUUUUAAUCCUCUUGGGAACCCUUGCUCUCUAAUUCCUGCAAUGCUUGUGUUUUUUGUUUUUGUUUUUUUUUUUCCCCCCCACCUUUUGGUCCUUGUCUUUAAGCUGUUUUUUGGACCCAUCCUUGUGUAGACCUUGUGCAUGUUAUGGUGUUCAGAAUGUUUUCUCUGAUCAAGAAUGUCUUAACCUUGUAAAGCAAGCCUUUAUAGCUAUUUCUACUUUUGUCUAGCAAUGUGACAUCCCAAACCAUUGUUUCGUUUAAUUUUUCUUUGA